Messenger RNA from Liolophura sinensis, 4447 nucleotides. RefSeq names its product transmembrane protein 184C-like. The coding region runs from base 689 to 2176 and encodes 495 amino acids. The record is from RefSeq and is a predicted model, not a curated record. The transcript has 9 exons. NCBI's taxonomy places the organism in Eukaryota, Metazoa, Mollusca, Polyplacophora, Chitonida, Chitonidae.
ACUCUUCAUUGAUCGUUUCUAUAGGUCAAUUCCUGGUUGAGCUUUUAUCUCACAGUCAUGACUGGCAGUGACAACAUUAGAAAUUACACAAUUUUGUGGACACAUUUAAAAGUGACAGAAAUCAGACAGUAAAAUCGCUUUGACUGACCAAUCACAUGAGAAACUUUGGUUAGGUGAACAAGAAAUUAGAAGUGUUGGAAUUUGCAACUAUACUGCACUUACAAAAGUUUGACAAAUAAAGAGUUGAAUUUUGCAUAUGUAUUUGGAUCUAGUAUGUUUUUUUGUUGUUUUUUUUUUUUUUUGCUUGAUUUGUGACAUAUUUUAUUUUGGCAGGAGGAAGGGGGGAGAUUCAUACAUGCUGCCCAUUGCAGGCCUGUGUACAUUAGUUUGUAACUAAAAUAUCAUUUCCUCUUGAUUUUUUUAACUUCCAGGUGGACUUGAAAUCUAAUUGACAUAAACCCGUACUUGAGUAAUUCCAACUAUUAUUACAAGCAUUUCACCAUUUCUGAUAAUUUCAAGAUCUAAAUUAUUUAUUUUGACAGUGGCAAAUUAGACAGACCUGUUAGACCAGUUCAACAAUGUGUGUGUGUGUUUACAGAGGGACACAAAAAGUUCAGCGCACCUUUGCCAUUCCUGUGGUUUGGAUGUAGCAAUGGCAUACAGGUGGACUCAAUAAAGUACAGACAAAAUGAACUAUCUUCACCAGUGGAGGGCAUGGAUAAGGCCCCUUGUUGUGGUCAUCUAUUUUCUACUGCUUGUCGUGGCACUGCCCAUGUGUAUCUGGGAACUGGACAGGAAAGAUGCUCAGAAGCAUGUGAUUGCCUGGUUUGUGGGUGGGUUGUUUGUAAUGAUGGCGCUUCCUAUAUCAUUCUGGGGCAUCCUUCAACACCUUGUUUACUACAGCCAACCCUAUCUUCAGAGGCAUAUCAUCAGAAUUCUAUGGAUGGUCCCAAUUUAUGCCUUAAACGCUUGGUUUGGCUUACGUUUUCCUGGGGCAGCCAUUUAUCUGGACACUUUGAGAGAGUGCUACGAAGCCUAUGUAAUAUACAACUUUAUGACCUAUCUUCUAACCUACUUAAGGACGGAGUACCCUGACCUGGAACAGGUGGUAGAGGUCAAACCCAGUGUCAAGCACAUCAUACCCUUUUGCUGGUUACCCUUAUGGCCUAUGGGAGGGUCUUUUAUUCAGAAGUGUAAGCAUGGUGUUUUGCAGUACACAGUUGUCAGACCAACAACUACAGCUAUUGCCUUAAUAUGUGAACUAGCCGGGGUGUAUGAUGAAGGAGACUUCAACUUCAAGACUUCCUGGUCAUACAUUGUGGUUAUUAACAACAUAUCCCAGGUGUGGGCUAUGUAUUGUUUGGUGAUGUUUUACAGAGGAACCAAGGAGGAAUUAAAACCCAUUAGGCCUGUUCCAAAAUUUAUGUGUGUCAAAGCAGUUGUAUUCUUGUCAUUUUGGCAAGCUGUAGUAAUUGCAGCUCUGGUCAAAUUUGGGGUGAUAUCUGCGGAAAAGACCUGGGUAUUUUAUACUGUAAAAGAUGUGGCCACUGGUAUUCAGGAUUUCCUUAUCUGUAUUGAAAUGUUUCUGGCAGCAUUGGCCCACUAUUUCUCAUUUUCGCACAAACCUUUCAUGGAGACAUCCGGCGGUGCAUCUGGUGACUGCUGCUCCUCCUUUCUGUCCAUGUGGGAUGUCUCAGAUGUCAGGGAUGAUGUUGUAGAGCACGUCAGAUAUAUAGGUAAAAAUGUCCGACACACUGUUGGGAGAAGAGGCCCAACUGUUGGCUUGACAAAAAGCACCCCAUCUGCAGAGACAAUACCCCUGCUUCAGUACGGCUCAGAUGCAGGGCCAGGGAGGGAUCUGGGUGAUGAGGGUGACUGGACAGGCCAGGGCUACCAGUCUAACAGUGCACCCUCCAUUGUGCAGAGACACGCUGAGGAUGACAGUGCCAGUGCAGAGGUGGUGCAGCAGCCACGAACAAGCUCAGAGUUACUGUCAUCAUUUGAGGCUUCAUCUGAACUGCUCUCUCGCCCCUUUGAGAAGUCCAUCACAAUGAGUAUGAAUAACUAUUUAGAGGCCAGCAUGCGUGAACAAAGUCUUGAUGAGCCUCUAGGACCUCAGCAUAAUCAACAGAACCUUCCUGAAGUUAUGACAUCCUCUAAAAGCUCCAGUUCCUGACCUGACUUUUCCCCCUUUUCGUAUGUGCAUGUAGGUGUACAUGUAAAGUAUAUAUUUAUACCCAGUCUGUUGGGACAGUUCCUUUGUCCUUCUCAUUUAAGGGAGUAAUCAGGAUUACUGCACUCCUGGUUACAACAUCCACCAUACCUAGAACAGCUGUGAGAAUUACACCUUCAUGUGCAUUAGCUGUACAUGUACUGUUUUCUUACAGGUGGAUCAUUUGUAUACCAGAUUGUGUUUUAUACUGUACAGUAUUAUACAUUGUCAACAUGUUCAAGGUGGCAUCCGUUUUAACUUGUUAUAUGAAAUCCAUAUUUUUAAAUGCCUUUAUGGGGAUUCUGUACAGCAGUUCUUCCACUGAUCAGGUUUAACCUCAUACACAUGUUGAGGAAAUGGAAGUUUGGACUUCAGCCAAACUUCUGAUAGCUUGAUAGAUUAUGAUAAUACAUUGUUUAAACAUUCCAAUGUGAAAAGCUUCCUAUUUCGAAUGUCAGUCCAGCUGUUGAACUUUUUUGAGAUAGCUGUUUGUCUGAUGGUUUUCACACUCACGCCAUGCUCACACAUACAUAUAACUGUAUGAAGAGACAACUUAAGUAUUGAGUAGGGACACAUUUAUCCUGGACAUAACAGAGUUUGCUGUCAAGCUGUGUAGCUUAAUAUCUGACACACUCCACACUGUUUACAGAGAAUAUAUUUGGGUUUAGCCUGGUUUAUCUGUGAUCAUGUUACUGAAGAUCAUCAUUGCAUAGUUGUACAGGCUUGAUUUAUGUUUAAAUUGUCAUUGUACAAAAUUACAUUUUCUACUUGGCUGUAAGAGUACCGGAAUAUACAGUGUACAUCAUUAGCUGUGCUAUUCAUGGUUAAAAUCACCAAUGGCAUUUGUUGUUAAGAUUACCAGUUGUAAUGUUGUUUUGGAGGGUGGUAUGGAGACAUAAUUUACAUGUAUGUUGGUUCCUGUCAUUAGAGGUCACUACAUGUACUUGCGGGAAAACGUGAUAACCACCCAUCAGUCAUGACAGUGACACAAACGAUGCCAUCAAACUCUGGGUUCCUCUGUUAUCAGAGGUCACUACCUGUACAUGCGGGAAAACGUGAUAACCACCCAUCAGUCAUGACAGUGACACAAACGAUGCCAUCAAACUCUGGGUUCCUCUGUCAUCAGAGGUCACUACCUGUACAUGCGGGAAAAUGUGAUAACCACCCAUCAGUCAUGACAGUGACACAAACGAUGCCAUCAAACUCUGGGUUCCUCUGUUAUCAGAGGUCACUACCUGUACAUGCGGUAAAACGUGAUAACCACCAAUCAGUCAUAUCAGUGACACAAAGGAUGCCAUGAAACGCUUGGUUCCUCUGUCAUCAGAGGUCAGUACAUGCACAUGCGGGAAAACGUGAUAACCACCCAUCAGCCAUGUCGGCGACACAAACGAUGCCAUCAAACUCUGUGUUCCUCUGUUAUCAGAGGUCACUACCUGUAGGCCUACAUGCGGGAAAACGUAAUAACCACUCAUCAGUCAUGUCAGUGACACAAACGAUGCCAUCAAACUCUUUUGACAUAUUUUCAUGAACAUAUUUAUUUAUGAAUGUAUGUCAGACUCUUACAAUUUCACAUGAGGAAAAUUGUUAAAUAACUGCGCUCUUGCGGAAAAAUGUGCUUUCUUUAAAGCGGAUAUUUUCUUCUUGUCAGAUUUUUAACUGCCUUGAAAUUUCUUGUAGGAUUUUUUUCAGUGAAACUUGAACUGUUUAAUCAAUUGAAUAUUGGCAGCCAUGUUUAAUGUUUUCUAGCCAGAAGGUUUCUUUUUGUGACAUGCUUAUUUAAUGUGCAGUUCAAUGGUGAGACGGUUUGUUAUCAAAAAAUAGAAAACAUACCAACUUACCUGUAGUUUACCUUGAAAGAUUAACCACCGGUUGUUGAGAACCUGUGUGUUGAGGUCGAUGGCAUCCUGAACAAUAUUCAAGAUAUUUCAGGCAAGGCAGGAGUGCCGUUGGUGGUUUUACUUUUUUCGAAGAAAAAUUUCUUCGAAACGUCACAUGUGAAGUGUGUCUAUUUCUGUCUUUUACAGCGUCGUCUUAUUAACCGGAUUUAAUAAAAAGCCCCAUUAAGAAGAUUCUCCCCGGGCUCUGUCCGGUUUCCUCCCACCAUAAUGCUGGCCGUCGUCGAUUAAGUGAAAUAUUCUUGAGUAUGGCGAUCCAAAAACACCAUUGAAGUAUAUAAACAAAUAAAUAUUUAAGAAUAACCCUGUCUUAUAUGAAAAUACAUGUGUUUUUCACCUU